Molecule: messenger RNA, 3387 nt
Organism: Pipistrellus kuhlii (Kuhl's pipistrelle)
Lineage: Eukaryota; Metazoa; Chordata; Mammalia; Chiroptera; Vespertilionidae
Gene: CCDC87
Product: coiled-coil domain containing 87
Exons: 1
Coding region: 125-2689 (854 amino acids)
Source: RefSeq, a predicted model, not a curated record
ACCCCCAGCGAUCCUUGCGCGGCGAGCACUGGCCGCGCAGGCGCACUCUGGCUCCUAGCUCCCUGGUUGCCUUAGUAACCGUUUGGCAGCCCCGACCUCGACAGCUUUCUGCGCCGGCGCCAAAAUGAAGCCCUUCAAACCCGAAGCCGAGCUCCAGCAGUUCUAUCACCGGCUGCUGCUGCCGCUGUCGCUCUUCCCCAGCAGCAGCACGGCGAGCCCGGAGGCGGCGAGCCCGCAGCGCCCCGCGCUGGAGCUCCCCGCGCUCCCGUUCCUGCCGGUGUCCCGGCUGACCGUGGCGUCGCUGUGCCGCCGGGUGACCAAGCGGCUGGCCCGGUGCGAGCUGGCGGAGCGGGUGCCCGCCGGCGGCCCGCAGCGUUUCCUGGAGGUCAUCCUGAACGAGCUGAAGUGCAGCUGGCAGGAGCCUCCCGCCGAGCCCAGCCUGAGCCACAUCGACAACCAGAGGCUGCGGAAGCGGGUGCUGAUGUACGUGCUGCUCAGCUGCGAGCAGCUCUACCUGCGCUACCUGCGCCGGCUGAAGACCAUGCCGACCGCCACGCACGUCUUCACGGAAGCCGCCACGGUCACCCGGCUGGCCGCCCACCUCGCCAGGGACUGCACCAUCUUCCUCACCAGCCCCGAGGUCUACCGCAGCCUGCUCGCCGACUUCCGCUCCCUGCUGAAGCUGGAGCAGGCCCGGGGCGGCAUCUGCAAGCUGCGCUCCUCCGGGCGCAUGUCGACUUCCAGGGCUCACGGGCCCCGCGGCUCCAGCUUUGCCGAAAUACCUGACUGCAACCUCAGCCUGAACUACCUCAUCCAACUCAGCCGCUCGCGAGAGUUUCUCAGCGAGACCAGACCCGAUCCUGUGAAGGAACUGAAGUCCAUCCCUCUGCUGAAGAGGAGGAGGACUCUCCGCUGGCUGCCUGGCUUGCGGAAGAAGGUAGAAAGCUUCACUCCGUCACAGGUGGGGUCGCUGCCCAGGUACUCGGUGACUCUCACCAGCCUGUCUCCCGCCGUCUCCUACCCGCCUCUCCACGCCCGGCUCCAGAAGGGCCAGUCCAUGCCCUCUCUGCGUGAGGGCUGGAAGCUGGCAGAUGAAUUGGGCCUCCCUCCGCUCCUCCCUCGUCCCUUGACCCCACUGGUCCUGUUCGCAGAGAGCAAACCCGAGCUGGUAGAGGACAUGGUGGCCGAGGACCUGAAGCAGAUAAUGAAGAACAUGAAACUGGAGCGGGCUCCCUACUCACCGAUGGACUCAGACGUGUCCCCGCUCCUGGGGGCCCUGACCCACGACCCAGCCACGGCGCAGCGCAUAGCAGAGAUGCAGAGGAUGCUGAGUGAGGAAGAAGAAACGUCUGCGCAGGGGGGGCCCCAGCUCCCCACACCCCCUCCACUUCACCCACAGCCGGUGACAAUUACUUUGAAGCUAAGAAAUCAGAUGGUGGUCCUGGCAGCUGGCGUACAGGUCUCUGAGAGAAAGUUUUUGGAUUCCUUCCACAUUGAAGGGGCCGGAGCCCUAUACAACCACCUAGCUGGUGAGCUGGACCCCAAACUCAUCGAGGACAUGGAUAUUGAUCGCUUCGUUGGGAACAGCAUCCGGGAGGUCUACAAAGAGCUGAUGAGCCGUGUCUCUAUCGACCACUUCUCGUUCAACCAGGGACCCUUGGUUGAGCCUGCAACCAAUAAAGACUGGUCCAUGUUCCUGUUCUCAGCUCUUCUGCAUCUAGAGAAGCAGCAUCGUGCCAUCAACCCCAAGCUGGCCGGUCUUUCUCCCAAGAGAUUAUCAACUGUGCAAUCCUCUAUUUCAUCAUCCCAAGGAAACAGAGACCUGGAGGGACAGACAUACAAGGCCUUGGGGACGAACUGGUCGAGAAACGCCUUGUCGUUGAAUGACUAUUUCAAAUACCUCACCAACCAGGAGACAGACUUCCUCCACGUCAUCUUCCAGAUGUACGAAGAGGAUGUUCCUAAAGAGAUGGAGGCCCCUGUCACAGAGUCGCUAAAGAUUCAGCCCCCACCUCCAUUGCUAGAGGACGAAGAGCCAGAUUUUGUGCCGGGAGAGUGGGAUUGGAACACGGUGCUGGGGCACAGUCUAGAAACUGGGAGGACCAGCCUCCUGGGAGAACCUCGCAAACUCCUGCAUCUGCAGAAGCGUCUGGAGCGGUUGUGGUCCACUCUGGAGGUUCCUGACAAGGACCGGCUGGACAUGGCUAUCAAGUACAGCUCCAACGCCCGUCUGAUGCAGCUGCCUUUAUUGGUGAGCGCCUGGGAGCAGACCCUGCAGCCCAUUCAGCUGCGGGAGAUAGUGAUGGGGAAACUGGAGAGGUUUGAGCGACUCGCCUCUGACCCCAACCGCUUCUUCCAAAAGGCUGAGAUGGAUCUGACUCGCUUAUUGGAGGAGAAUCAAGUCCGAAUCUGCCUGCACAAGAAGCUCAGUCAGAUGGAGGCCCCGCUGGCUUCCCUCCUAGAGGAGGUGGAGGCCGUCUUUGGUGAGCCGGUGACGUUCAGGGGGCAGCGCUACCUGGACAAGAUGAAGCUUGACAGGGUGGAGAUGCUCUACUGGCUGCAGCAGCGGCGGCGGAUGCACCAGCUGGCCGGGGCCCAGAAAGCCUCCCACCGGUCCGCCAUAUUCUGCAGGCUCAGCAGGCAGCCUGUAACAGCCCGCAGGAGUACUCCUAGGCCAAGUACCCUCUAACCCCUCCCUCAGCCCCCCACCCCAGCAGCUCAUCCAGACCUCUUGACUGCUUGGAAAGAAGAAAUAUCUGGGAGUGCAGGGUUCAAGAACAUAGCGUUUCUAACUACCAAGGGACUGAGAUCAACACUUUAUUUUGACAGUGAAAUUCUUCUAAAAGAAUCCCCAAGGCCAGUAUUCCCAUUUAUGUCAAGCUAAGCACAGUACAGCCAACAUCUCAUGUGUCAAAAGAACUGAGACCGUCGCUUGGAGUUCGUUGUAAUGGAACACCAUCAACUUUGGAAUAGCUGGGCAUUUCUAUGAUGCUACAUUAAAUGGGCUGGCAGAGCCCCAAAUCAGCAGGCUCUGUGGCAUGAUGGUUAAGAGCUAGAGUUAGCAGAUGUGGGUUUAAAUUCUGGCUGUGUACAAACUACUUAACUGCUCUGCACCUGGACCACCGUAUGUCAGAUGAAGGGUUGAGUCCAGGUUGUCACUUCUUCCAGUUUUAGCAUAAAAUUUUUUAUUAAAAUUUCAAUCAAUUAAUACAAGCAUAUGGUACAAAGUAUACAAGGGUAUGUACUGAAAAGUAAGGCUCCUUCCCAUUUUUACCUCUUAAUAACUGAGUUCCCCUCCCUGAGGGUUACAGCUGUUAACCAGUUUCUUGUGUAUCUUUUUUUUUUAAAAUAUGUUUUAUUGAUUUUGUACAGAGAGGAAGGGAGAGA